AUGGCUCUUCUAUUUCCAAAGCCAUUUCCUCAAAAGCCCCGCUCGCGACUUCCUAUAGUUUUAUAUAUUUCAUCAAUAAUUCUCUGUCUCAUUUUGUUUUACGGAUCUGCCGUUUACUGCCAGUAUGAUCGAUGUGAAAACUCAUUUGUCUAUCCGGAAAAAAAUCGAAUGUAUGCUUUGUACUUCCCAAUCUUUGUUGCUCCUCUGAUUGGAUUGCUUUCAACAGCUUGGUUAAUAACUAAUCUGUUUUAUACAAAUACACCUUGUGCUAUAGCAUAUAAUUGUCUUGAAAUGCCGUGUGCCGUCUUCUGCUCACUUCUAUCUGGUGUCAGUGCUGUGAUUGUAAUUCAUUAUUCAUUCGAUUACGUAACCCAAAAAUGGAGUGAACAGUGGGCAUUAGCAGCUGCAGAUGCAAUAGCAUUAGGAGCCGUUCAUGCAGUAUUAGCAUUUGGUUUACAGUAA
Auanema sp. JU1783 is the source of this 462-nucleotide messenger RNA. The record is from the annotation of a GenBank genome assembly. Lineage: Eukaryota; Metazoa; Nematoda; Chromadorea; Rhabditida; Rhabditidae.